This is a messenger RNA of Andrographis paniculata, 2405 nucleotides long. RefSeq lists its product as uncharacterized. The record is from RefSeq and is a predicted model, not a curated record. The transcript is spliced from 7 exons. Bases 188 to 2077 code for a protein of 629 amino acids. Gene Ontology annotation, molecular function: mRNA binding; translation initiation factor activity. Lineage: Eukaryota; Viridiplantae; Streptophyta; Magnoliopsida; Lamiales; Acanthaceae.
CUAAUUUGAAGUACAAUACCUCGAAGCGUCAGGUACUGACAGAGAGAACGCUAUAUUGGUUCCAAUCCCGAGUUCUCUAAACCCUCCCUUCCCCGGCUGUUCUCUUUUCCACCUUCUCUUGCGUCUGGAUCAGCUAUCUCAUUAGGUAUCAUUCGAAUUCGAAGAUUCCUGGGGAAGAGCAGAGAGAAUGUCGAAGAAGAAGGCGACGAUGACUCUGAAAGACUUCCAUGGCGGCUCCAUUCCUUCUGAUCUUCCCCUCCCAUCAGCACCAGGCGUAACUGCAAGGCCAAUGAAUGGCCGCGGAUUCGAUAGGCAGAUGCCAUUGAGCAAUCCAGCGGGAAGGUUGGAUCAUAGGCUGCGUCCUGCGUCUGCCGGCUCUGCUAGGAAUCUUGAUGACAACACUCCAUUUUUAAGUCAUUCAACAAAUAUAGGCCAGAAUUUUGAUGAGGAUGAGCGUAAGCCAUUUAGUGGGGUAUCAGGUGUACGCCGAACAGUUGGUGAUGAAAACACUCAUUCUCAAUCCAGUCAUGUACGUAAUAUCGACAGUCAAUCUGGUGCUAAAGUUGGUUCAAGGCCCGCUUCAGGUCCAAUGCCUCAAAUUACAAGUGGUUCCACUGGCAGCAGCUCGUAUGCAGGGAGGGUUAGUGCACCGCAUAUUACGAAAUCAAACCACCAGACGUCUAAUUAUCCAAUUAUUGGUAGCAAAGGGGAGACUGUGGUCGGAUCUCAUCAAAAUGCCUGGGGAUUAAAGAAGGAAGCUGUACCCAUGAAAGAUCCUGUAUCGGCUCCAUGGUCUGCUCCUGAUGCCGCAUUGAAAUUGGCACAUGCCAGUGCUCUUGAGAAGGUUUCUUCUGGUCUGUGGAGCACUCAGCAGCAAGUCCAUCUUUUGAAAAAUGCUGAGGGGUUUGGGCACGAAGAAACCAGGGGAAAGCUUGAGCACAAUGCUAAUACGGCGUACAGUAAAAAAACUUAUAAUAGGAUAGAUGUGGGGAGCGACACUGACCAUUACGAUGCUCCUCUGGCGAUGCAUGCUGAAAGAAGCCUGACUUUUAACAAUGAGAUUCAUGCUGGUGGGAAAGGGUUUUCGUCUUAUGAGAGGGAUAGAUCUGUGAGUAAUUUGGAGCCACAUGAGAAAACUGUUUCCAUUGCUGUGGAUGGAGUUCAGCCACAUCAGCAUCAAGGAAUAUCUGGUGGUACUGAGUUUCAGGCAACAUUGAUAUCGGAGCGACCUAAGUUGAAAUUGCUUCCAAGAUCCAAGCCGGUAGAGAACUUGGGACAGACUUCUGAUUAUAAUCAGGAAAAUAAACAGAGCAGUGAUGAUUAUCAUAUGGAGAAUAAUUAUAUAGUUCAAGAACUUAAACAUCCAGUUCAAUCAGGUGUGGCGGGACCAGUGGCUGCAGAUCGCCCACCAGAGCGCCCCAAGUUGAAUUUGAAGCCACGGUCACAGUCCUUGGAGCAACUUGAAGGAAACGGUGGAGGCAGAAGAGGGACUAUAUUCGGUGAAGCUCGCCCAAGGGAAGUGGUUCUAAAAGAGCGAGGAAGUGAUGAAGAUGUGAGCGCUUAUGAUAGUCAACGUUCCUUGAGGCUGAAGGAUGGAGAGCCAAAGUCUGAAACAUUCACGAAUGCUGCUCCUGUGCGCUACACUGACAAAAAAUCCGAAGCCAUUCCUACUGAUCAGAGAACAGCUAAUUACUUCGGCAGACAAGAUCACCAACUGGAUGGCGAGAAAAACGACUCACAGAGAAGGAUCAAGCAGAAUGAGACAUGGAGAAAUAAUAGAGAUGGGAAACACCACAAUCAGCAACAGAAGCAGCUACAGGACCGAUCUCCGUCACCAGAAACUUGGCGUAAGCCAGUAGAGCAAGCUAAGCCAGCAUCCUCUGGUACACGCCCGCUGCAGUUUGGCAAAGCUGCUUCUGCAGUCGAGCUUGCACAGGCCUUCUCCAAAUCUCUAUCCUCCAAUCCAGCUGCUGCCGAUUGUUUUCCUGGUCCUAAGGGCAUCCCCAAUCGCAGCAGUCAGAUGCCUUUUUCUCGACUUAUGGGGCCCUCACCAAGACCACAGGUUAACAGUCGCUGAAUCAUGAGGUUUGGUUUAAUACCAUAUGCUGGAUUCUCUGCUUGUUGCAUCCUUGGUGAAGUGAUCGAUAGGCAGUGGGUGGGAGGUCCUUGGGGUGGCAAUAUUUAACUCGGGUGGUUGAAAGCUGAAGUGAUCUAAUAAGCCUGCUACAAGAGAAAUCCAGAUACGUGAGCCAAGCUUUUUUUACUUUUUUUCAUAUGUUGGGACAAUCAUGAAAUUCUUUUACGACGUGACUGGUUUGCUCGAAAGUAUAACAAGCACGCAGUGCAUCAUGAUGUUUGAAAGAGUAUCUUCUGGAUGAAAUUUAGGCAUGAAUUUCUUAUUGAUC